AUGGAUAUCAUUAUCACCACGCCGUUUGAUAAAGAAGUUUAUGAAAUCGAAGAAAUUACUAACAAGAUAGUUUCUGUUGAAACUGUUAAGCAUACAAAAAAUAGUUUACAUAAGAAUCGAGAUAUACAAUGCCCCAAUAAAAAGAAACUUGUGUUACCAGGAGAAUGUGUUUUAGAUAUGAAUGAUAAAGAUCGAUUUUUAAAAGGAGGAGGUUUAUAUGAAGAAGAUGAUAUGUUUCAUGCAUGUAUUUUAGGAAGAGUAAAUUAUAUUAAUAAAUUAAUUUAUGUAGAACCUCUAAAAGGAAAGUAUACAGGUUCUGUUGGAGAUUUAUUAGUUGGAAAAAUUAAAGACAUUAGUAAUGAUAAAUGGAUUGUUGAAAUAGGUUCUUAUUGUAGAGCUUUUCUUUCUAUAUCUCAAACUAAUAUAAGUAUAUUUAGUCAAAGAAUUAGAUUAUAUAAUGAUGUUAUAAAUAUGAUACAUAUUUAUAAACCUGAUGAUGUUAUUGCAUGCGAAAUUCAAAGAAUAUCAACAGAUGGUACUAUUAUUCUACAUACCAGAUCAUCUAUUUAUGGUAAAUUAUCUAACGGUGUUCUAAUUAUUGUUCCACAAACUUUAAUACAUAAUCAGAAAAAACAUAUUUUUGUUUUUCCUUGUAAUGUUCAAAUCAUAUUAGGAAUGAAUGGUUAUAUAUGGAUCUCCUCUCCUAUCAAAAAAUCUAAAGAUACUAAUCCUAACAGUGUUGAUCAAAAUAUUGAAGAAAAUAAAUUUGAACACGUUGAUCAUACUACCAGAAAAAAUAUUUCUAUCAUUACUAAUAUUAUUAAAUUACUUGUCAAGUAUCAUAUCAAUAUUAAUUAUGAUACUAUUAAUAAAAUAUAUGUACACUAUACUUCAAAUACAAAUAAUACACCCUCAUAUAUUCUAAAGCCUUACGUCGCUGAUUCGUAUUUGUUUAAUUAUAUAGAUAAGUUUGCAAGGUCAAACCAAUCCUGGGGCCCUACCUCAACCGAAUAA
Messenger RNA from Plasmodium gaboni, 1014 nucleotides. RefSeq names its product putative exosome complex component RRP4. Lineage: Eukaryota; Apicomplexa; Aconoidasida; Haemosporida; Plasmodiidae. The record is from RefSeq and is a predicted model, not a curated record. The transcript has a single exon. Gene Ontology annotation, molecular function: RNA binding. Gene Ontology annotation, biological process: poly(A)-dependent snoRNA 3'-end processing; U4 snRNA 3'-end processing; exonucleolytic trimming to generate mature 3'-end of 5.8S rRNA from tricistronic rRNA transcript (SSU-rRNA, 5.8S rRNA, LSU-rRNA). Gene Ontology annotation, cellular component: nuclear exosome (RNase complex); cytoplasmic exosome (RNase complex). Bases 1 to 1014 code for a protein of 337 amino acids.